Messenger RNA from Hepatospora eriocheir, 534 nucleotides. The record is from the annotation of a GenBank genome assembly. NCBI's taxonomy places the organism in Eukaryota, Fungi, Microsporidia, Hepatosporidae.
AUGAGAGAUUUAAAAUACCACGAAAAGAAACUUUUAAAGAAAGUUAAUUUAACAGAAUGGAAAACAACUAACACUACUAAAGAACAAUUGGUGACAAGUAAAUAUUAUUUACAUUCAAGAGAUGAGUAUGUUUAUUACAAUAGAAUUGUUGGAAUGAUAAGAAAAUUAGCGGAAUCACUUUCAAGACUGCCUCCAAAGGAUGCUACUAGAAAUUUUAUAACUAAAGCUCUACUUAACAAAUUAUAUGAAAUUGGAAUUAUUGAUCAAAAACUUUUAAGUGAGUGUACUAAAGUAACCGUUUCAUCGAUUUGUAAGAGAAGACUUCCUAUGGUUUUAACUUAUAAGAAAAUGAUACCUAAUUUUAAAGAUGCUGAUAAAUUUGUACAACAAGGACAUAUUGUUUUUGGUACCAAGGUUUGUAGAGAACCAUCUGUUUUGAUUAAAAGAGGAAUGGAAGAUUUUAUUAAAUGGAGAGAAGAUUCUAAGAUUAAAAGAAAGAUUGACGAAUACAAUGGUGAAUUAGAUGAUUUUUAA